Molecule: messenger RNA, 535 nt
Organism: Carlito syrichta (Philippine tarsier)
Lineage: Eukaryota; Metazoa; Chordata; Mammalia; Primates; Tarsiidae
Gene: PAXX
Product: PAXX, non-homologous end joining factor
Exons: 6
Biological process (GO): double-strand break repair via nonhomologous end joining
Cellular component (GO): site of double-strand break; nucleus; nonhomologous end joining complex
Molecular function (GO): molecular adaptor activity
Source: RefSeq, a predicted model, not a curated record
AUGCCACCCUGCUUGGUCCUUCCUCUGACCCCAGCCUUGGCUGCCCCGUCUCCCUGGGGCGCCUUCUGGGUUUUUGGGGGUCCCCCUCGUAUCAACACGACAGACACCCAGAUCCUGCUUUCGAGGCAAUCACUCACUGAGGACGAGAAAGCCCGGUUCGGCCUGAGUGCGGCUGAGGACCUCACCCCCCGGCUCAGGGCGGCCUUCGAGCGGCAAGCCGUGGCCCUGACGCUGCAGGAGGAUGGAGCAUCCCUGACCCUUUCAGGGGGGCCCUCAGAGCUGACCUUUGACCUCUUCAAGGUGCCAGGCCCAGAGGCAGCCCCCAGGUUGCAGGCGCUGACGCUGGGCCUGGCAAAGCGUGUGUGCAGCCUGGAACAGCGGCUGGCAGCUGCUGAGGAGACAGCCGCCAGCCCCAGGAAAAGCCCCCGGCCCUCGGGGCGCCAGCUCUUCUUACCAGACCCGGAGCCCCAGAGAGGCGGCCCUGGACCUGGGAUCAGGAGACGGUGUCCCGGAGAGUCCCUCAUCAACCCUGGCU